Drosophila eugracilis is the source of this 4011-nucleotide messenger RNA. RefSeq names its product homeobox protein caupolican. The annotation marks the transcript as partial. The transcript is spliced from 5 exons. The record is from RefSeq and is a predicted model, not a curated record. Lineage: Eukaryota; Metazoa; Arthropoda; Insecta; Diptera; Drosophilidae.
GGGUUGAGACCAUCAUCACUGCGCAAAUCAUCCUCCGCCAGCAGCAGCAGCAUCAACAACGCCUGUCCCCCGCCGCCGCCCACGCCGCACCAAGUGAAUCCCGCCAACAGCUGCAGCACCAGCAGCACUCCGCCUCACACCCAGCAUCCGCAUCCGAAUCCGCAUUCGCAUCCGCAUCCGCACCACCACCCACUGCCGCACCAUCCACAGUAUCAGAGCCACCAGCACAGGCGCAGCAGCAGCUCCAGUCACACCAGCCACGCGGAAAACUCAAGCGGUUUAGCCACAAAACCGGCCAUCAAUUUGCUUGGCAAUCACCUGCAGGGCAACUACUUUGAGUUCCCGCCCACCGUUCCUGGCCAGGCGUUGUUGUUGCACCACAGCGGUCGCACCACAGUAUCCACGCCUUCGCUUAACUUACAGCACCACCAACAGCAACAGCAACAGCCACAGCAGCAGCAUCAGCAACACCCUAGCACCACAGCUGGUGGUCAGUACAGUUCGGCAGUUGCCAAAGCGGCUGCCUCCACUGCCUGUGCGCUCCUUGCCACCUGCCACGUGUCCAAAGAUUCCGAUUGCGAUUCACCCCGACAUCAGCAGCACCAGAUACACCAGCUUCAAAACCCGGAGGACCUGCAGCCAACCGCAAACAAAAUGGGUCGACGCGAGAUAAAGCGCUCCAAUACCAGUGGCUCCACCACCAGGUCCUACGACAGCGGCAGCGCAACCACAAACUUUGUCGGCAAAUUCACGCAGAGUGUGCGUCGAAUCGUGCAGGAUGUGAAGGACGAGGGCGCGCCCAGCGGAAUGACGCGUGACGAGGUCAUCGAAACCAACGAGCGCCUGCGAUCCCUGCGACUGCGUCUGGAGGAAUCCUACGAGACCGCCAAGAAAGCCCUGAUCAACCUCAUGAACAAGUACGGCGACUCGAAGAGCCAGCGCAACAUCUUCCAACGCUAUCCCAUGCUCAAGCUGAUGAUUAAGGAAGUCAUCCGUCUGGAGACCCAAUACUGGACCCUGGUGGACAUCCCGCGGCAGGAGAAGCAGGAAACAGUGCCCUCUUAUGUGAUGCGGGCCUGCUCGAUCAUGGAGAAGACCCAGAAGUCCGGCGAGGGCGUAAAGACCUCAGCCCGCCUGGCAGAGGAGGCGGCCGAGCGCCGGGAAAGGAUGGAGAGAUUGGAACAUAUGACAACUGCCCAGAUCGAACACGAGAAUACGCAGCUGAUAAACGACUUGUACCGCUUGCUGAAAAAGUAUCUGGGACUGCGACACCUCAUCCGUGUGCUGAAGGAAGAGUACGGCAGCUCAAAGAUGUAUCCGAUAUUUCCACGCUACACAAUGCUGAAGGACAUGAUAAAGGGCAUCAUGCAUGAUCCGGACUACAUGGAGGUGUGCCAUGAGACGUUGGCCAACGCCAACUGAGCCGAGGGCACCGGAAAUGGCAGGCGUCGCAUGAGUGUCAUUUGAGAGGGCCCAAAAACUACAAGCAAUACCAAUACAAACAGCAGUAUACAUUGAGGGAGGACUUAGGCACCAGAACCUAUGACCUUGUCACAUGUAUACACAUAUAUGCUGAAUUCGCAUGCGAAUUUCUGAGUGUUUCCGGGAGUGAUUUAGAAAUUUCGUAACAGCUUCUUCCUCGAAACUCCUUUGCAGAGUUUCAUCAAACUCUUUCGGCCCUUCUUUUAGCCAACACUCAAAGGCAAGCCAAGACAAACUAAUCAACUAACUAACUAACUAAACUACAUCCAGACCCUACCCACCACCCACCAACCACCAACUGAACAAGGAACUAUUUACACUACAUUAUCAGAUACAAACACUUCGGCACUAAAGUGCCAGCAAACAAACUAAAAGGCAUUUAUUUUAAUGAACUUUUGAGAUGAAUACAAUGUAAAACCUACAAGAUACAAAAUACAAAACACAAGAAGAUAUUUAUUGAUAUAAAUAGUAAACGAAGCGCUCAAAAACGAUUAACAAAUAUCAAAUGAAAAAUCAAACAAAACUUUGUGUAAUUUGUAUGUACUACUUACAAUAAACUGAGUCUAGUUAUUAUACACAUAAAUCUAGAACAAGACAUAUAUACAUAUAUAUAUAUAUAUAUAUAUGUAUGAGUAUAUAUGAGAAAUAACCAUACUAAUCUAAACUGAAUACAGCAGUUGAUAGGGAGCAUUAAACGGAGAAGAUGGCUAAUAGCUCUUUUUGUUUUUUUUGGCUUGACUUUGUCACCUGUUUGUUUAAAGUUUAAAUUGGUAAACUAAAGAACUGGUCGAUUAGCCAUUAGCAGAAUAUUAAACUGAUUACCAAAGUGUAUCAAAUUAUAAUGCAUAAAACCCACGCCUAGAUGUAUUACUUACCUAGUUAGACAAUAUAAGGGAAAUAUUCCCAAUCGAUGUGAGCAAAUACGAGAACUCUUAACACCUUUUUGUAGGACAACACCAAAUUCCUUAUCCUAGAACCUAACAAAAUUGUUGAUUUACACUUUUGGCCAGUAACUACUACUAUUAGUAACAAGCAAAUGCUUUAUGUGUGUAUCGAAACGUUCAGCUUUAAGUCCUUUGUAACACGCAAACAAGUCGAAACGCAAAUGUGCAUUUCAUGAGUUCAGUUUAGCUAUGUGUAUUCAUGGAUUUGUUGUUGUUGUACAUACAUACAUACCUUGUAGCUUUGUAAUCCCUAAGCCCAAGGAAAUAACGCAAACAUACACAAACACACUAUUGAAUACAAAAGACCAAAGGAAAACCUAGACGAGCUUACAAACUUUUUACGAGAGCUAGAAAACCACAAUUUUUAUUUAUGUUACUACAUUUCGAUGGAAAUCUAUUUUAUUUACUGCUUCAAAGGUGGCAAUUUACAGUCUUAAUCGCAAGGGAUUGAAUACUAAUACUACUACUACUACUAACUCUACUGACACACCCACCGAUACACUGAGCAUACCUACAUAUCCGAGAAAAUAUAGGAAAUCAAAAACAGAUUCGAAAAGCCGCAGCUAUCAAUGAAAGUGCAAUUGAGUGCAUAAAUUAGUCGAACGAUUGUUUGCCUGUCCAUUAUCCGCUUCACAGCAUUCGAUUGCUGGUUAAUUUACCAACUAAUACCCUCCCUUUAAUCAUACCAAAUGCUUAAAUAUAUAUAUUAUUUAUCUGCCUGCCUUCCCAGCGUUUAAAUUAUUUCGAAAAAAAACAUAUGAUAACGCUAGCCUUUCAACAGCCACAAACAAGAAAAAAACGUUUAUAAUAAAUAAAUAAAAAUAGAUAAUUGAAUGUUGGAAAAAUAGCAAAUUAAUUAUGCAAAAUCCAUACUAUAGAGUGAAUUAACAAAAUUUCAUUUAGAUGGUUAAGCCUAAGCGAUGAGUUAUCUUGUUUAUGUAGUUAAAUGUUGAGCAUUUAAAUUUGAAUUUGUCGCAGACUUGCAUAUGAAGUGGAAAGUUAAAUAAUAUAAUAAUAUAUGGUAACAAAAAGCAGAUAAUAUAAAACUAUGCAAUUAUAGCUAAACUAAUUAAAACUAAACUGUAAUGAUCAGGUAUUAAAGUUAUGAAGUUUAAUCAAAAUAAAUUAACCCUAAUGUGUGUGUGUGUGCAUGUGUGAGUGCUUCGCGUGAAUGUGGCCAAUACAAACGCAUUGCAAUAUAGGUUACAGAAUGAAUAAAAAAUAGUUUGGGGCAAUAUUGCUGCAUACAUACAGAGGCAAAUAUAAAUACUAUAGUUAUAUAUGGUAAAUGGUAUUCGUAUUAUUAUACAACUUAUACACGAUUAACAACAUAUACACGUGUACCCUACUUAUACAUACAUACAUACAGACAGACCCACAUGAGCAGAACAUGGGCAGUCGGUAUUCCUACAAACCAAAAACUUCGUACAAUUUUACCUUUUCAACAUCUCAGUGUCUAAACAAAAAGCAUUAAAUGUAUUUCCGCAGUGGAAGUUACCAAUAUAUUGGAUGUAUCAGUAAAAAUAUGUGUCAAGACACUCGAUAAUAUGAGGAAAUCGAUAAAUAUAUUGAUAUGCAAAAGGAA